Molecule: messenger RNA, 911 nt
Organism: Zymoseptoria tritici IPO323
Lineage: Eukaryota; Fungi; Ascomycota; Dothideomycetes; Mycosphaerellales; Mycosphaerellaceae
Exons: 3
Source: RefSeq, a predicted model, not a curated record
ACGAGACAAAACAUCAUCAUCCCUAGACCAGCUCUGAAGCUACACUUCGUGGCAGAUAUGAGCAUACCAGACGUGUCGAGCUAUACUGCUCGUCUCGAAGCCUUCCAGAAAAGCGAUGAAGAGAGAAACGCACUAUUCAAAGAUCUGGUGGACCAGUACAAACAGCUAAAGGAACGAUACGACGAGAAGCAAGGCGAUUACGACAACGAACUGGCAUCGCGUCGGAUGUGGCAGCAGCGCGCUUCCGCGAGUGAGCAGGCCCUCACUGUUCAGAAGCAAGUUUCGUCAUCACACAACUUCGUCGUAGUCCUCGUCGAUGGAGACGGAGCUAUCUUUCAAGACUAUCUACUAUCCAUGGGCAAAGAGGGUGGCGCCGAAGCUGCGCACCAACUUUACACGACUAUUAAAGAGGAGGUGAAGGCCAAGUACCCAGACGCCAUAUCCGACUGGAGCAUUGUGGUUCAAGUCGUGCUUAACUUACAAGGUCUGGCCAUGAAGCUCGCGAGCUGCGGCAUCAUCUCCAGCCCUACUGAAUUGGUUUCCUUUGGACGCGCAUUUGGCCUGGCGCAACCUCUGUUCUCCUUUGUGGAUGUGGGUGUUGGCAAGGAGAGAGCCGAUCACAAGAUCCGCGAAACCCUCCGCUUGUACCUCCCUAUCGCGCAAUGCAAGCACAUCUUCUUCGCACCCUGCCACGACAACGGAUAUCUCCCGGUCUUCGAGUCCUACCGACGUGACCCUCGUCUGACUUUGAUCGAAACCAGACCAGCAGAAUGGGGCUUCCGCGAACUGGGCAUCGAAAUCAAAAGCUUCCCCAAAAUCUUCCGCACCGUCGAUCUGCCCUCCGGCGGUCGAAUGCCACCACCAGGUCUACCCGCCAGCCCAGCGCCACCCGUGCGCGCACCCACGAUCCC